Messenger RNA from Ctenocephalides felis (cat flea), 363 nucleotides. RefSeq names its product tachykinin-like peptides receptor 86C. Gene Ontology annotation, molecular function: tachykinin receptor activity. Gene Ontology annotation, biological process: G protein-coupled receptor signaling pathway. NCBI's taxonomy places the organism in Eukaryota, Metazoa, Arthropoda, Insecta, Siphonaptera, Pulicidae. The record is from RefSeq and is a predicted model, not a curated record. The transcript is spliced from 3 exons. Bases 1 to 363 code for a protein of 120 amino acids. Gene Ontology annotation, cellular component: plasma membrane.
AUGGAUUACAUUUAUCAGGUUGUCCUGUUCAUAGUGACUUAUCUGAUGCCCAUAGCAGGGAUGUCCAGGUGCUACUGGGCAAUGGGCAGAGAAUUGUGGGGCAGCAGGUCAAUUGGGGAACACACACAAAGACAGGCUGAUGCCAUUUGCAGAAAAAGAAAGGUUGUCAGGAUGUUCGCAGCAGUCGUGGGCAUUUUUGCAGUCUGCUGGCUGCCUUAUCAGCUCUAUUUUGUCUACAUGCAUGUGGAUAAAUCGCUGAUGUACUGGCCCUACACCCAGCAAAUGUAUUUGAGCUUCUACUGGUUAGCCAUGGGUAAUGCAAUGGUUAAUCCGAUAAUAUAUUACUGGAUGAACAACAGGUAA